Molecule: messenger RNA, 2281 nt
Organism: Megachile rotundata (alfalfa leafcutting bee)
Lineage: Eukaryota; Metazoa; Arthropoda; Insecta; Hymenoptera; Megachilidae
Source: RefSeq, a predicted model, not a curated record
CUCACGAAGUUACAAUUGCCCGCCACUACACCAUUUUAAAUACUAAAUUCGUAUAUAAUUGCAUGAUUCCAUAUUGCAUGUGUUGCCCUCUUCUGUUCAAAUAUUCACCUAUUGUUUUGUUUAUCAUACAAGGUUAAGGAAGACAUUAAUGUUUACAAUUCCGUUCUAAUUAUAUGUUUUAUUAUUCUAAAAACAACAUAAGUACGAUUUGUUAAUAUAAGAAUACAAGAUUGUGUGAAAUGCAAUACUUCAUUGUUAAUAAUGAUCAAAUGAAUUGUUUGUCUUCACUUAAAAUAACAUUUUACUAUGAAGUAUUCGUCUCAAAUCAUUACAUCAUUAAGCAGUGAAUUAAAAUUGUAUGACGAACUAUUUAAUUUUAAAACAAGGAAAUGUAACCUAACCUGAACUACAAUCAAACAAGUGCGAAGAAAAAAAUGUAACAGCCCGUAUUUUUAUUUGGUUUUUUAAUUUUUUAUCCUGCAUAAGAGAUGACGAAAAUAAAUAUGGAAAAAUUAUUGUGAGCAGAGAUAAAAUGUAUUGUUCCAAGUUUAGAGUUAAACAUUUUAAAUAAUUAUCUGGAUAUACAAGCUGCAAAUUAUGCAGUAGAUAAGAAAAUGGAACAAAACAUAGUGUUAAUUAAUUCUCAUAAACAAAAUGGUCAGAUGAUAAGAAAAGAGACAGAACCCUGGUUUAAUGAACAGAAUUUAAAUGUGAACCAAGGACAGCUAGUAUCGCUUGACUCACCUUAUUAUAAAUUCCAAAAUAAUAUAGCUACUUCGGUUGGUAUGCCAACAAAUAGUCAAUGGUGGAGAGAAUCUUCUAUUAUGGAUGUAGUUACACAAUCAGAGUAUCAACAAGGAACAGCUGUUUCGUCCAGUUAUCCAUUAACAAAUCAUUCCAGGAGUACUCAGCUAUCAGAUCAGUUGAAAGAAGUAGAGAUAAAUGGAAAAAAAUCUAUAAAAUCUAAACAGUUAAAAAAAUCAAAAACAAAGAAAGAUAGUUGGGAACCUUUAAAACGUACAAAAAAUCCAGAACAAUGGAAAGUUAAUAUAAAAAAAAAUGCUAGGCUUAGAGGAGAAGAAUACAUUGGAGUUGGAGGAAAAAUAGUUCCAGCAAAAACAAUGGGACCGCCAUGUAAAUGUCGCAUACGUUGUUCGGAUAAAAUUGACGAAGCGGCUAGGGAAGAGUUGCAUAAUGUUUUUUGGAAAACGUGCAGUUGGGAACAGCGGAAACAAUACGUUGCGCUAUUGGUCAAGGAAUCUCCUAAGCAACGGACACGAUGUCGCGGAAACGUUAAAUCAGAACAUCGUAGACAAGUUACAUUUACUUAUUCUCUUUUAUUGAAAGGACAGUUUAUCACAGUGUGUAAGUGCAUGUUUCUCAGCACUUUUGCGGUGUCUGAGAAAUUUGUACGUCACGUAAUGGAUAAGAAACGGUCGUCUCCUGGAGGAGUCAUAGGACCAGACCAAAGAGGAAAACAUACACCAAAAACAAAAAAGAGCGAAAAUGUUAAAGAUAGGGUGCGUGAACACAUUAAAUCAUUUCCGACAGAAAAAUUAUCGGGUUCAAGAGAUUGUACAGCAAGAAGAUACCUAGACUUUAGAUUAAGUAUAGCCGCAAUGCAUAAACUUUAUGUAUUGAAAUGUAAAGAAGAAGGUGUUCCAGAAAGUGAUAUAGUUAAGGAAAGUUACUACAGAGAAAUGUUUAAAACAGAAUUUAAUCUUGGUUUUAAACUAUCAGAAUCUAAAGACGAUGAGCGGUUACCAGAUGCUAUUGAAAAUAAGAUUAUAACUAGUGAUUAAUAACGUCUUUAUUUUUAUUACAUACUGAAAAAUACUUUAUUCUCAAUGUUGCCAUAUGUUUCAGUUAGAGUUGUUUACGAGUAUUCUCUUUUGCUACUAAUACAAUACUCUUGUUGAGCUUGACAUUACCAAUUUUAAUACUAAGGCCAGCAUUUCAGCUUUUAAAACAGUAUUCAGUAAAUGGUAUCAAACAACGUUGUUACAUAACAAUAUAUUUGACAAAUGAUGAUUAAAAAUCUAUUAUAAGAGUACAAAAUGAUACAUAGCCUUUUACAUAUUGCAAUAUACAAGUCCAUAUAUUGUUUUAUAUUUUCUGUAGUCUUUUUAAAGUAUAUAAUUAUAAAAUGUUCUUUGAACAGGUUUCCAAAUAUAAUUACACGUUUUAUGCUAAAGCAUAUACAAAUGUUAAAUACAAAACAUAUUUACAUAUAUUUUUAUAUACUGUAACAUUCAUUAUAAAAUAUGCUAUUAUCAACACA